This is a messenger RNA of Gracilinanus agilis (Agile Gracile Mouse Opossum), 3215 nucleotides long. RefSeq names its product N-acetylated alpha-linked acidic dipeptidase 2 (gene NAALAD2). NCBI's taxonomy places the organism in Eukaryota, Metazoa, Chordata, Mammalia, Didelphimorphia, Didelphidae. The coding region runs from base 16 to 2238 and encodes 740 amino acids. The transcript is spliced from 19 exons. The record is from RefSeq and is a predicted model, not a curated record. Gene Ontology annotation, molecular function: carboxypeptidase activity.
AGCCCCGUUACAAUCAUGGCUAAGACCAAGGUCAGACUGUACACCUGGGUGUGUUUGACUGCCCUGCUGAUGUUUUUCCUGUCCGGAUUUAUGGUGGGAUGGUUUAUUAAACCUGUCAAAGAAGUAGCCAUCCCCAUUCCUACUUAUCAAAAUGAAAGGUGGAAACUUAUAUCUGAGAUGAAGGCAGAAAACAUCAGACAAUUUCUCCGUUCUUUUACGAAGCUCCCUCAUCUGGCAGGAACAAAGCAGAAUUUUCUUCUUGCAAAACAAAUCCAGAGUCAAUGGAAGAAAUUUGGACUGGACUCGGCUGAGUUGGCCUAUUAUGAUGUCCUCCUAUCUUACCCUAAUGACACAAAUCCCAACUAUGUUUCACUUGUUGAUGAACAUGGAAUUGAGAUUUUCAAUACUUCAUUCUUUGAGAUACCCCCAGGUGGAUAUGAAAAUGUUUCAGAGAUUGUUCCACCCUAUAAUGCUUUUUCAGCCCAAGGAACACCAGAGGGAGAUCUUAUAUAUGUGAAUUAUGCACGUACUGAAGACUUUUUCAAGUUAGAACGAGAUAUGAAAAUAAACUGCACUGGAAAGAUUGUUAUUGCUAGAUAUGGGAAAAUCUUCAGAGGAAAUAAAGUUAAGAAUGCCAUGUUAGCUGGAGCCAUAGGGAUUAUCUUGUACUCAGAUCCAGCUGAUUAUCUUGCUCCUGGAGUACAGCCCUAUCCCAAUGGAUGGAACCUUCCUGGAGAUGUUGCCCAGCGAGGGAAUGUAUUAAACUUGAAUGGAGCAGGUGAUCCUCUCACCCCAGGGUACCCAGCUAAAGAAUACACCUUCAGGUAUGCAGAAAAUGAAGGAGUGGGAAUCCCCCAAAUCCCAGUACAUCCCAUUGGAUAUCAUGAUGCAGAGAUAUUAUUACGCAAUAUGGGAGGAACUGUGCCACCCGAUGACAGCUGGAAAGGAAAUCUUAGUGUGCUUUAUAAUAUUGGGCCUGGCUUCACAGGGAACUAUUCUACCAGAAAAGUCAGAAUGCAUGUUCAUAAUACCAAUAAAAUAACAAGGAUUUAUAAUGUUAUUGGAAUCAUCAGAGGAUCCACGGAGCCAGACAGGUAUGUUAUUCUUGGAGGUCAUCGAGACUCUUGGGUAUUUGGUGCUAUUGACCCAACCACCGGGGCAGCUGUUCUACAAGAGGUUGUCCGGAGUUUUGGAAAACUGAUGAACGGAGGCUGGAGACCAAAAAGAACUAUUAUUUUUGCUAGUUGGGAUGCAGAAGAAUUUGGACUCUUGGGUUCCACAGAAUGGGCUGAGGAGAAUGCAAAAAUACUUCAAGAGAGAAGCAUUGCUUACAUAAAUUCUGAUUCAUCCAUAGAAGGCAAUUACACCCUUAGAGUGGACUGCACACCCCUUCUCUACAAAUUGGUCUACAAUCUGACAAAAGAGAUUGACAGCCCUGAUGAGGGUUUUGAAAGCAGAUCUCUUUAUGAAAGCUGGUUACAAAAGGACCCUUCACCGAAAGAUAAAAACAUUCCUAGAAUAAAUAAACUAGGAUCUGGAAGUGAUUUUGAAGCUUAUUUUCAGAGACUGGGAAUUGCCUCAGGUAGAGCUCGUUAUACUAAGAACAAAAAAACAGACAAAUUCAGUAGCUAUCCAGUUUAUCACACUAUUUAUGAGACUUUUGAGCUGGUAAACCAGUUUUAUGACCCUACCUUUAAGAAACAACUUGCUGUAGCCCAAUUACGAGGAGGACUAGUAUAUGAACUUGCAGAUUCCAGAAUCAUUCCUUUCAAUAUUCAAGACUAUGCAAAAGCUUUAGAAAACUAUGCUACCAGUAUCUAUAAUUUAUCCAGGAAACAUGACCAACAACUGACAGACCAUAAAGUAUCAUUUGAUUCCUUAUUUUCUGCUGUGAGAAACUUCACAGAUGCUGCUGCAGAUUUUCAUAGAAGACUUGCACAUAUUGAUUUUAAUAAUCCAAUUGCAGUGAGAAUUGUGAAUGAUCAGUUGAUGCUGUUGGAAAGAGCUUUCAUUGAUCCCCUUGGUUUACCAGGAAGGCAAUUCUAUAGGCAUAUCAUCUUUGCUCCAAGUAGCCACAACAAAUAUGCAGGAGAAUCGUUUCCAGGAAUCUAUGAUGCCAUGUUUGAUAUUGAAAACAAAGCAGAUCAAUAUGAGGCCUGGGAAGAAGUUAAAAAACAGAUCUCCAUUGCAGCAUUUACAGUUCAAGCAGCAGCAGGGACCCUGAAAGAAGUGUUAUAAGAAGAUGCAGCAAAGGCCUCUGCUCAUAUGACAAGCCGUCACCAUCACUGGGGAGGAAACCAGAGAACAAAAUUCACCUCUCAUUUAUCUCUGAUAACCCAUGAAGCCAUAAUUUAAACAAACAAAACCUGCAGAACUCAUAUUUUAUAUGACAUUUUUCAUCCAUUCUCUUCAAAGUGCUUAUCAAUUUAGCAAAUAACCUGCUUGAAUUUAUUUGUGAAUCCCCCCCUUUGCCCAGCUGAACCUGAAAAAGAAAUGGUGGCACCGUACACAUACAUAGAUCUAUUACAUUUAUGUUAGCAGAAUCUAAAACAAAAAUCUUUAAAAAAUAGGAAUUAACUUUGCAAAAUGUAGAAGGCUAAGGUAUCAGCUACAGUUUCUCCAACUUAAUUCAGGCCAGGUUGAGAAACAGAAAUCAGAGACUUACAAGGUACAUCAUCAAGGUAUUCUAGUAUUCUAAGGGGAAAUCACCACUAAUACUUAAUAUGUCCAAAUUCCUUACAGUGAUAUUGGAAUCACUUCUAAAUAUCCCCUGACAAAGCUCUUCUACCUUUUGCUUGAAGGUCCCCCAGUGAUGGAAAACUACCAUCAGUUGAAGCACUAUUGGUUCAUUUUCAGAUAACAUCACUUAUUGAGAAUUUUUUCCCGAUAUCAAAUAUAAAUCUGCUCCAGAGUAACUCCCCUCUCCCCACCGCUAUUGCUCAAAGUUUGCCCUCUGGAGUCACAGAAAAUAAGUCUAAUACCACAUGAUAGCCUUUCAGAAAUUUAAGGACAGGCCUUCGGAUGUCCUCCUUCUUCCACUAACCAUCCUCAAGUUCCAUCCAAGUCUUCUCUUUUUUUUCCCCCAAGCUAAAGAGCAACAUUUUCCUUUCGCCCUCAAGACCUGCCACCAUUUUAGGCACUUUGCUCUGGAUGUGCUCCAGCUUCUCUGUCUCUCUCUUUAAAAGAACAAUAUUUCACAUGUGGUCUGGCCAACA